CAAGGACUGUCGCCAGUACUUCCGUCCCUUGUACAUUUGGAUAUAAGUGAUUGCGCUCGACUAAGGUCGCUCAAGGGAAUGCCUGAGAUGCCCAAAUUGACAACAUUGAUACUGCCUCCAUCGAUACGGAGUCUGCAAUGGAUGCCCAGGAUACUCUACUCGCUUCAACACAUUGGUUUCUCAAGCUGUUCUGAGCUUGCAUCACUCAAGGGGAUUCCUUGUCUCCCAAACUUGAGAAAAUUGAUUACCCCCAAAGGACUGAAGAUCUUGGACAUACCCCUGAAUCACAUCGACUCGCUUGAGGUGCUCGAUAUGUCGCACUCGUCAAGUCUCGAGUCGCUUGAUCGCUUUCCAUACACACCCAAAUUGAAGAUUCUGUAUCUGAACGGUUCAUUUUGCAACCUCCGUGGACUGCCAAGCUGUAUGCCGUCGCUUCAGAUCCUCUCUGUCUGGUGCCCCUCGCUUACGUCGCUGGAGGGGUUUCCUGCGUCCCUGAUGAGGCUCUUGGAACUGAAUCUAUACUCAUGCUCCAAUUUGCGAUCGAUCGAAGGAAUCCCACCUAUGCCCUUGCUCCGGAUAUUGAUUUGCAGUGGCAUGCAGCAAUCGAUAUUCAAUGUAUUGUUCGUCCGACUGAGGGCUGAUUCACCGCAACUGAGGGUAUUAAUAUAAAGCCAUC
This is a messenger RNA of Polychytrium aggregatum, 676 nucleotides long. RefSeq lists its product as uncharacterized. The record is from RefSeq and is a predicted model, not a curated record. The transcript has a single exon. The annotation marks the transcript as partial. Lineage: Eukaryota; Fungi; Chytridiomycota; Chytridiomycetes; Polychytriales.